GCGGAAUUUCAUAUCAUCAUCAUCAAAUCCAUCUGAAAAUUUAUAAACCAUUAACCUUAGAAUUAAUUAAUAUGAACAGCAGUUAUAAUGGGGAAUAUACACUAAUCAUUCAUAGCUCAAUGGGACACUAUUCGAGGAGUAUCAAUGUGUAUAUCGUUGUUCCCACAUCAUGUUUAUCAAGGUUUUCAACAACGUUUUCAACCGAUAUGCCUUCUACUAAAAACGGUUCCAUUGAGGCCCUCUCACCGACAAUCCAGCAAUCAAGUGUCUUUGCCUCUACAAAGGAGUUUUCGGCAACAUUACCAUCUUCAAGAUUUCCUACUAUACCUAAUAGUAGGGAGCACACAACCACAGCAGUUACUUCUCCAUCUUUACCUGAUCAAUGCAACCUGGAUUCUAAAUCAAAACUACACCGUCACGUUUGGCUGUUGAUUUGGACUGGUGGUGGGGUGUUUGUUCUAUUGCUACUUACAAUUAUUGCUUUAUUAAGUUAUAAAAACAGAAUCCUUACGAAGAGAGUUGAGGUCUUUGAAGGACUCCAAUUAAAAGAAAUGUCUUGAUGAACAGUGAUGAACAGUUGAUGAACAGUUGAUGAACAGUUCAGUUGAUGAACAGUUGAUGAACAGUUGAUGAACAGUUCUCCCCUGUGAUGAACAGUUGUUUUUUAUUUUGUUUGUUGUGACGUAGCGCGUGCGUUUCACGUGAUUCACACUUUGGGAUUAUUACAGAAGGGCGGUGUUGUUGUUUUAAAAUAAAAGAUUUCGGGUUGUUGUUGUUGAAUUAUGUAGUGUUUUUCUUUUGACGACUUCGUUGUAAAAAAAUAGCGAUUUUAUCAUGCAACGUGCAUGACAUGGCGCCCAACGUGGGGCGGCUUUAACGAAAUAAAGUCGCCCAUAUUCGUUUCUUACGAAAAUGUCGACUGAAGACAAGGAAAAAUUGGAAAGGCUUCGUGCUAGAAGAAAAGGACAUCGCGCAGUGUGUACAAAACUCGAGAAAGAGUCAGUUGAAUUGUUAUCACAGCCACCACAUGAGGACCUUGUAGAACGUAGCGAAAUCAUCGCACAACAACUCGAAAGGAAACUAAAAAUAUUAAGUGAACUCGACGAAGAAAUAUUGAACACGUGUGAUGUCAAUGAAAUACAAGGUGAAAUCGAGGACUCGGCCGAAAUUUCGGAUAGAGUUAUGAGUAUAAAACGAAAAAUCGAAAGGUAUAUUAAAUGCGCUAAGAAUGACAGGCUCGUUGAUACGAAUGUCAACGAUACCAUAUCGAACUCGAAUUUGACGAACAUGUCAAACCCUGGCCAAAACGAAAGUAUCGAGAAUUCUAACGAAAAUUUGGCAAAUGCGACGGAAAACUAUGGUUUAAUCGAAGGUUCAAGUAAUCAAGCGACGAUCGAAAUUGUAAACGAAGGAAAUGUAACGAGUGACAACACUACGACGACGGUUCAAUAUAAAUCAAAUAUGCCGAAGCUUCCUAAGCUGGAGCUUCCGAAAUAUGGUGGCAAGGUUACGGAGUGGAGUUCGUUUUGGGAUCUGUACGAUAGUGCGAUUCACAGUAAUCCAAACAUUUCGAAGGUAAACAAAUUCAACUAUCUGAAAUCGCUUCUCGAGGGAAACGCAGCGAGGGCCAUUAAAGGUCUAACAUUAACUAAUGCAAAUUACGACUCUGCUGUAAAAAUCUUGAACGAUCGCUUCGGGAAAACCCAGCAAACCAUAGCAGCUCACAUGGAUGAAAUUUUAAAGAUUCAAGCUUGUGCCAACGGUAGAACUAGCCAAGUAAGAUACAUAUACGAUAAAGUAAGCGUUCAUGUACGAGGAUUAUCGAGUUUCUUCUGAACAAUAUGGUAGUAUGCUUAUCCCGAUUAUCAUGACUAAAUUACCUAGUGACAUUCGUCUACAAAUUGCCCGAAAAUCGUCGGGAGACGUUUGGAAAAUUGAUGAGUUGUUGGAUACAAUAAAGACUGAGAUCGAGGCACGGGAGAUAAGUGAAGGAGUGCAAUCAAGUCCACAGCCACAGCAUGGAAAAUAUUCUGGAGGUCAGCACCAAACACCCAGAAUACCUACGGUGAACGCCUUUUCGACUCAAAAUACUUCAGGUAAACAUAUUCAAUGUGUUUAUUGUAAAGAGCCACACUUUUCGGCAUCGUGUGAUAGAGUAACUGAUGUGAAUGAUCGCAAGAGUAUAUUGAGGAGAGACAAUCGUUGUUUUGUAUGCCUGCGAAUCGGGCAUCUCAGUAAAAAUUGCGAGUCAAAGAAGAAAUGUAGACGUUGUCAUGGGGCUCAUCAUCUAUCGAUUUGUGAAGUGAUUAAGUCAAGUUUUACGCCUCCUCAACAAAAGAAUGCAAAUGAUCCCAAACUUUCCCCCACUGGAAACAACCCAACAGAAAGCAAGGAAGGAAACAACGUUCGCACAGCUACUAUGAUUGAUGGAGAUAAUUACUUAACGACGAAUAUGGCAAAAACGCAUAAUCAAGCUCUUCUGCAAACAGCUAUUACAUACGCCAAUGGUGGGAAUGGUUCCAUUCCUAUACCUGUUCGCGUGCUUUUGGACAGCGGUAGUCAGCGCACUUAUGUCACAAAUUCAUUAAAAACCCGGCUUGGACUAGCUCCCAUCAGAAAGGAGGUUGUUAACUUAAAUACCUUUGGCAACCAACAUUUCACAAAGCAAAAAUGCGACUUGGUUCAUUUGUCCCUGAAAGGAAAGAAUGGAAAUCGAAUCAUAACAGCUCUUUGCUUCCCAAAUAUUUGCUCUCCGUUAACAACAACAAUUGAUCUCAAUCAUUAUCCUCAUCUGAUGGAGUUGCAGCUUUCCGAUACCAAUAUCCUCUCUGGACGAAAGACGGACAGCAACAUUGACAUUCUAAUUGGAGCAGAUUAUUAUUUUGAUAUCAUGACAGGCGAGAUUAUAAGAAGUGAAGGUGGUCCUGUUGUGAUUAAUAGUGAAUUUGGCUGGAUUAUCACUGGACAGAUGAAUGAUGGUGAAGCUAAUUCGAAAUUUUCAAACGUUAAUUUAAUCAUCGAAGAUUACUCUUUUUCAAAGGAAUUUCCGCUUGACAAGAGAGAACUCAAAUUACAUGAAUGCUUGAAACGGUUUUGGGAGAUCGAAUCAAUGGGAAUCAAAGAAUCCAACGAAUCACAGGAUCAGGAGUUUCUGAAGAAUAUACAAUAUCUUGAGGAUGAAGGGAGAUAUGAAGUGAACUUACCUUGGAAGGGGGAAUAUAUUCCAAAAUCAGACUGUUACGGUAUGUGUUUGAAACGAUUACACCAGUUGAAAUCUCGUCUCGAUAAAGAUAAUCCCUUAUUGCAAGAAUACGAUACAAUUAUCAAAGAUCAAGUGAAAGGAGGAAUUAUUGACCCAGUUCUUGGUGCUCAUGAAACCGGUUAUUUCCUACCCCAUCAUGGCGUGCCGAGAAGAUAAGGAAACUACUAAAAGGAAGUUGAAGGCGGCCAUUGCAAUAAUUUUGACCCUGCUGAUAAGUGGAGUUGUGCUUUUUUUCCUCUUUCCAAGAACUCGUUCGCUGAAGCUUUUAUAUGUCCAUGAUUACAAUGCUUCUUUUUCAAAUUAUAGUGGUUAUAUGUUCAUUAAGGUAAAUCUAUUUUUUUUAUUUAUGAAAUGUUAAAAAGUUGAAACUUGCCUGCGGUCUGAAAAAAUCCUUUCCUGAAGAGCAACUAUUUUCCCUGCGUGUGUUAGUGCCUUCCCCUUUUUCAAAGUUGCUCUCACUACGAUCUUUAUUGAUAAUAUAUGGCACAGAAUUGUAAAAUUGCCUUUUGAUUUGGGCGUUGAUUAGUUAAAUGCUCAAAAAACAGUGUUUCUCUAGUAUCAUUUCCUUGCAGUUU
Xenia sp. Carnegie-2017 is the source of this 3837-nucleotide messenger RNA. RefSeq lists its product as uncharacterized. The record is from RefSeq and is a predicted model, not a curated record. NCBI's taxonomy places the organism in Eukaryota, Metazoa, Cnidaria, Anthozoa, Malacalcyonacea, Xeniidae. Bases 1808 to 3418 code for a protein of 536 amino acids. The transcript is spliced from 6 exons. Gene Ontology annotation, molecular function: zinc ion binding; nucleic acid binding; aspartic-type endopeptidase activity. Gene Ontology annotation, biological process: proteolysis.